Coregonus clupeaformis (lake whitefish) is the source of this 1438-nucleotide messenger RNA. It is a transcript of the gene tspan4b, whose product is annotated as tetraspanin 4b. The record is from RefSeq and is a predicted model, not a curated record. NCBI's taxonomy places the organism in Eukaryota, Metazoa, Chordata, Actinopteri, Salmoniformes, Salmonidae. The transcript is spliced from 8 exons. Gene Ontology annotation, cellular component: membrane. Bases 537 to 1235 code for a protein of 232 amino acids.
GAGAGAGAGAGAGAGAGAGAAAUAAGAGUGGCAACAACAGUCACAUCUGGAAGUUAUUGGAAAGUAGAGAGAGCAAGGGAGAGAAAGAAAGAUAACUAUUGUAAUAGAAAAGAUAGAAGAGUCAGAGGCAGAAAGGAUGAACAAACUCUAGAUGUAGGGAUAGACUUAUUAAACGUAUCAACUGAGCUAGAGAUUUACGGGAGGACAGAGUUUAUCUAAAAGUUGACAAGAAUUCUACAGUGGACAGAGAGAAAGGAACAGAGGAAACGAAAGAGAGAAAAAAGAAAGAAAGAAAGAAACUGGAAUUCUAUCAUAAGAACAAUCCAUACCAAGAGGGGAGGAUGACAAAGAGGUAAAACUCAAAUGUAGCUUUCUAAUCUGGAGGACCGUUCAAAACAGAACAAAGCAUCUGUUAUUGAAAUUAAAUCAACUCGCCAAAGGAGAAGAGUCAAGAGAACAAAAGAGGAGUCCCCUAGUCUGGAAUUCUUCUACUCAUUUGUCUGUCUAUCAAGCCUGUGAGCCAACCGUCAGACAGGAUGUCAGCCUCUCGGAGGUGCCUGUGCUGCGUGAAAUACCUCAUGUUCGUCUUCAACCUCAUCUUCUGGCUGGGAGGGUGUGGCCUGUUUGGAGUGGGAGUGUGGCUAUCAUUCACCCAGUCCGAGUUCUCCUCCCUCCCGCUGUCUUUUCCCUCACUCUCCGCAGCAAACCUACUUCUGGUCGCUGGGGGCGUCACCAUGGUGACAGGCUUCCUGGGUUGCCUUGGCGCCCUGAAGGAGCAGCGUUGCCUGCUGAUGACGUUCUUUGUAAUCCUUUUGCUCCUAGUCUUGACAGAGGUGACUCUAACCCUGGUCCUCCAUAUCUUUCACAACGAGCUGGACACAAAAGCGCAGGAUGAGUUAAAGGAGGGGAUGAAGGAUUACUUGACAGACGAAGGACUGAAGAAGUCAUGGGACAAUGUGCAGAAAAUGUUCAAGUGCUGUGGCGUGACCAACAAAACAGAUUGGUACCUCGUGAUCAACGGAACGCUCCCCUUUUCCUGCUGCUCCGGUGGGAUGGACCAAUGUGUUGAAGGAUGGAUCGAGCCAUGUUAUCAGAAGGCCAGACAGUGGCUCCUGGACAACAUUCUCUCUGUCCUGGUGUUUGGAGUCUGCAUUGGCAUUGUCCAGAUCCUGGCCCUGAUUUUCUCCCUCCUGAUGUACUGCCAAAUCCUCCGUGCUGAGAAGUACCUGGAUUGAUCUGGGACUGGUCCUUCACAGACAGGAGAGGCUGAAUGAGAGACUCCCUAGCUGGCACAGAAAGCUCAUGUAACGUUCCCUAUAUGUUUAAAAGUGAGCCUUACCAAAGCAAAUAAAAUGUAAAUCCAUUGUCAUUUGUAUGCAUGUGAAGUGGUAGUUGUUGUGAACUUGCACAUUUUGUAAAAUACACUUAACCAAAUGUA